Clonostachys rhizophaga is the source of this 1581-nucleotide messenger RNA. Lineage: Eukaryota; Fungi; Ascomycota; Sordariomycetes; Hypocreales; Bionectriaceae. The record is from the annotation of a GenBank genome assembly.
AUGUACGCAGAAAUUGUCGUCGUAGUCACGACUACAGCCUUGAUCGGCUACUUUAUCCUUUUCCCCAUCAUCACAUACUUCAGAGAUGCGAAGGGCUUGCGGAGAUAUCCCAACUUCCACCCUCUAGCCGGCAUCACCAACAUCCCCUUCAUGAUUGAAGCCCACCGUGGUUUCCGUUCCGACCUACUCUACAAAUUGCACAAGACGCACCCAGUCAUCCGAACCGGCCCCAACUCUCUAUCUUACGGCUCUCCAGAUGCUAUCAAGGAUAUCUAUGGUCAUGGUACUAAGUGCACCAAGGGCGAGUUUUACGAAACUCUAGCCGGCACCCACUUCCAUCUGGCUGAUGUCGUUGACAAGUUGGAUCAUCAGCGCAAGCGUCGAGCCCUCUCUGCUGCCUAUGCGCUGAAGAACCUCGAGAACUGGGAAUUCAAGGUGGCCGAUAAGACUGAGCGGUUUAUCAAAGCCGCCGACAAGGCUUGUACUGCUCCGCUGAAGAAAGGGUUCCGUCCCGAUGCCGCCGACCUCACCUUCGACUACCGAGCCUUUACAAACUUCUUCACUCUUGAUGCUAUCGCUGAUAUUGGCCUGAGCGAGCGUCUUGGUUUCCUUGACCAGGGCCAUGAUCGUGUCAAGGCUGAGCGCAUGGAUGGCUCUAUUCACUACGUGAACUAUCGUGAAGCCCUGCACUCUACUGCCCGCGCUCAGUCUAUCCUGGCCUGGUCCGAGAAGUGGUACAACUUUAGUGUUGAGGUCUCCAAGUGGGUCUCACCUGACUUCCGCAAGUGGUGGAGGCUCAAUGAGAAUUGGAACGACAUUGUAUAUCACCGUGCCACUCAGCGUCUCAAGCGUUAUGAGGCUGGCGAGCGUCUGCCCGAUUUCUUCCAGGCCAUCAUGGACCACAACGACGCCAACGAUUCAGGUAUCGAGUGGGGUGAAGUCGUUGCCGAGGUCUCUAUCAUGAUGAACGCUGGCUCAGACACUACCGCUAUUGCCAUGAAUAACGUCAUGUUCUGGCUUCUUAAGAAUCCCAAAUGCAUGGCCAAGCUCCGUGAGGAAGUUGACGCUGUUCUGGACGCUGACGAGGUGAUUGCACCCUACGACAAGGUGAAGCAUCUUCCCUACCUCCGCGCUUGUCUUGACGAGUCUCUCCGCAUCACCCCGCCUACUACCUUUGGUCUGCCUCGCCGAACUCCCCCCGAGGGCUGCAACAUUCUCGGUGAUUUCAUCCCCGCCGAUACGACGGUAUCUAUUUCCGCCUGGGUGUCUCACCGUGAUUCCAAAAUCUUCCCCGAGCCCGAAUCCUACAUCCCCGAGCGGUGGCUGGGAGAAAAGGGCAAGGACCUGCAGCCCUACUUCAUCAGCUUCAGCGCCGGCGCUAGAGGCUGCAUUGGCCGCAACAUCAGCUACCUUGAGCAAACUGUCUUGCUUGCCAGUGUUGUCCACAGAUACGAGCUUGCCCUGCCACACCCCGAUUGGGAGCCGAAGAGACAAGAGGCCAUGAACCUCGGGCCUGGACCUAUGCCUGUAAAGCUGUGGCGUCGGGACCUGGGCGUGUCCGAGUUCAGAGAGAAGGAGUAA